CCGGCGCGCGCCCGUCCGUGCGCUCCGGGCACCGGCUCCGCGCGCCAGACUUCCGUCCUCGGCGUGCGCUUUCCGCCCGUCUUCCCCGAGCGCCCAGCGGUCAUGGAUGGCAACGCCCUGCUCUCCGUACCGAGCAACUCGGAGUCGCCACUGAUGUGCGAGGUUUCCGCGCCACAGCAGGGCAGCGCCAGCGGAGGCUGGAGAGGCGGCCUGGGGAGUUCCAUCACAGCGUGUAAGAAGGUUCUUCGCAGCAACAGCCUGCUCGAAUCUACAGACUACUGGUUACAGAAUCAGAGGAUGCCGUGCCAGAUCGGUUUUGUGGACGACAAGUCUGAAAACUGCGCUUCCGUUUGCUUCGUGAACCUGGAUGUGAACAAGGAUGCAGGCAGCACGGAGCACCUGCAGCAGAAAUUGGUCAACGUUUCACCAGAUCUUCCAAAACUUAUCAGCUCCAUGAAUGUCCAGCAGCCAAAAGAAAAUGAAAUUGUUCUUCUAAGUGGAUUAACAUCUGGAAAUCUCCAGGCAGAUUUUGAAGUUACACAGUGCCCUUGGCUGCCAGAUGUCUGCCUGGUCCAAUGUGCGAGAGGGAACAGGGCAAACAGUACCAACUGCAUCAUCUUUGAAAUCAACAAAUUUUUGAUCGGUCUGGAGCUGGUGCAGGAGCGACAGCUGCAGCUGGAAACAAAUGUCCUGAAGGUGGAGGAUGACACAAACUGUUCCCUGUCUUCAAUCGAAGAAGACUUUCUCACAGCAUCGGAGCACCUGGAGGAGGAAAGCGAGGUGGAAGAAUACAAGAAUGGUUAUGAAAAUACAAACACCUUGGCUAAUAUUUUGGAAAGUAAAAAACCAAAGGAAGCGACUCAGGAGGAAUGGAAUUACAAGAAAAAGUUGCUGUAUCCUUUGGAAGACAAAUGCAUUGGCAAAUCUCAUGCAACAUUCAUUAAGGCAGAAGAAUCUCUGGAAAAAGUAGAAGACGCCAUUUUACAGAGCCUCAGUCCAUCAGCUGAGCCAUCAGAGUGGAAAGGUGAAGAUGUGCAGAAUGUGAAGCCAGCCAGAAAUUAUUAUUACUCAGAAGGUGUCAAAGAUCGUGCGGAAAAAUCGCAGGCACCGUUUAUUCCAGGGGGUGCUUAUUUCUCCAGGAUGGUCAAGAAAGGUGGACCCCCCGUAUAUGGUGCCUUCACUGGGCAUGGCAGCGGCUUAGACCCAGGGGACCACGAAGAUGGCACAAACUCUCUUUCCCCCAAACAAGAUGGAGAAGUUGCCGCUGGCGAGUAUGCUACAAACUUAGCAGAAUCUGUGCUACAGGACGCGUUUAUCCGAUUAUCUCAGUCACGGCCUUCGCCACCCCAGGAAUCCACAGUCAGCGUUUCUGUAGAAAGCACUCUGCUCCCCAGUGGCUGUCCCACAAAGGGUGUGCUGGUUCCUCGGUCGUGGAAUGAGCUCCCUAAGAUUGUCAUUGUGCAGAGUCCAGAUGGCAGUGAUGCUGCCCCUGAGGCAGGCAUCUCCUCAUGGCCUGAGAUGGACGUGUCUGGUGCAACCUCAGGAGUCCUCUCUGAAGUGACCCUCAGACACCCUCAGAGUGCUCUAGAAGUAGCCUUGGCUUGUGCGGCCACUGUGAUUGGAACGAUUUCCAGCCCACAGGCCACAGAGAGACUCAAAAUGGAGCAAGACUCUUUGAUCUCAACCCGUCCACUGGGAGGCAACGAACACCUGCAAAGUCAGAUAUCCCAAGUCCUCAAGGAGCCCUCCAUCAGUGACUACUCUUUUCCAUCUGCCUUGUGUGGCAUGACUCAGGUGGCCAGCGCCAUUGCUGUUUGUGGCCUGGGGGAACCAGAAGAGGCGAAGGCUCCAAGUAGCCUCUUGGGUGAAGCUGAGGCUCAUGCCACAACCCCUCCACUCUGCAGUUUGGCCACAGGGAAGAGCAUGGAGCUGGGAAAUGAGGCCAUCGCACAGGUGCUGCUCAAGGAGGCUGCCCUGGUUUUAACCAGGCCCAAUUCCUGCAGCAACAUUGGAGACCUCAUGGAAUCAAUGAGCAGGAGAAUCCUAGAAACGGCUUCCAAGCCUCCGACCGUGAGCUCAGAAAAUGUCCUCAGGAAUGAGCUGGCACAGAGCCUCUCCAAUAUUAUUCUGAAGCAUUCCAUUGAUGAAGCUUACCAGAGACACAGAAUAAUUGAUCCCAAUGUUGGCAGGCACUCAUCUGAAACUCUUGACACCUUGAUGGACAGGACAAAUCAACUGCUUUUCAGUGUGAUAUGCUUCACAUUCAAGAAGAUGAGUCAUUUCGUACAGCGUGGUGAAUGGCCCAUGGUCCUUGUGAAUGAGAGUAUCAGAUGGAGGGAAACAGAGUUAGGCUGCCAGCCGCCUGAUCAGGCUGCAAGCCGAGCAUGGACAAAAGCCACUGAACAUUUCAGCAGCCAGUCACUUGGCAAUCCACAUAGGGCUAAUCUUGUUAUCAAUGAUCUUGUAGAUGACAUUUAUCUGAAGCAAGAUAGUAGGGGCCCAGUGAAGCCAGGCCUCUUCAAGAAUCCCAUGCUGCAACCUGAAUUGCCCUGUAGUCCCAAAGGGCUGGAUUCUUCAACUGCUAAAACACCCAACAAGGAAAUAUAUCUAAAAGGAACAGUGGGAGAAGAUCCAGAAAACCCUCCUCAGACACCCAGUUACAAUGAGAAUGAGUGCAGAGCAUCUCCAGAGAGAGACAGGACGCUGAUGGUGGGCAAGCACAGCAGAGAAUCCCAGGAUGCAAAAGACAGCACCAGUACAAAUGCCCAGGAGAAGUAUAGUCAUGCCUCACCUCUAAGCAAUGAAGUUCAAGUUAACCUGUCUUUGUUAGGGAAGGACUUACCCCUUCCUGCUCAAUCCAUGCUACCAGCAAAACAUGCAGAUGUAUACAGUGUUACAGACUUUGCAGAAGAGUUAGCAGAGAUGAUUGUCUCCAUGGCAACUGAAAUCGCAGCAAUUUGCCUUGACAACUCAAAUGGAAAACAACCCUGGUUUUGUGCAUGGAAAAGAGGGAAUGAGUUUCUGGUUACCCCAAACGUAUCCUGCCGAUCCUUGAAGAGGAAGAAGGAAAGCCAGACCAGUGGAGCCACAGCGAGGAAACACAAACCACCACGGCUCAGUGAGAUCAAGAGAAAAACGGAUGAGCACCCGGAGCUUAAAGAGAAGCUGAUGAACAGGGUUGUGGACGAGUCCAUGAACCUUGAGGACAUCCCAGAUUCUGUCAAUAUUUUUGCAAAUGAAGUGGCCGCCAAGAUCAUGAACCUAACAGAGUUCUCCGUGGUAGAUGGUAUCUGGCAAGCCCAGAGCUAUCCCCGGAACCGGUUACUCAGUGGAGACAGGUGGAACCGGCUGAAGGCUUCAAGCUGUGAAAGCAUUCCCGAGGAGGACUCUAAUGCCAGGGCCUACGUAAAUAGCCUGGGUUUCAUGAGUACCCUCAGUCAGCCAGUUAGCAGGGCCAGCUCCGUGUCUAAGCAGUCCAGCUGCGAAAGCAUCACUGAGGAGUUUUCCAGGUUCAUGGUGAACCAGAUGGAAAAUGAAGGAAGAGGGUUUGAGUUACUGCUGGAUUACUAUGCCGGCAAGAAUGCCAGCAGCAUCCUGAACUCGGCCAUGCAACAGGCCUGCUGUAAAAACGACCACCUCAGUGUGAGGCCAAGCUGUCCCUCCAAGCAGUCCAGCACUGAGAGCAUAACAGAGGAAUUCUACAGGUAUAUGCUGAGGGACAUUGAAAGAGAAAGCAAAGAUCGCACCUCCUCCAGACGAAGCAGCCAGGAUUGGACAGCUGGCUUACUGUCGCCUUCUCUGCGAUCUCCAUUGUGUUACAGACAGUCAUCCAUGCCAGACAGCAGAUCCCUGGGUGCCAGGCUAACGGUGAAUGUGCCCAUCAAAGCCAACUCCUUAGAUGGCUUUGCUCAAAACAGCCAGCAGGAUUUCCUAAAUGUCCAUCCGGUCAGUAGCACUUCCUCAUCUGGUCUCUGCAAAUCCGACUCUUGCUUGUAUCGCAGAGGUGGGACAGACCAGAUCACCAACAUGUUAAUUCACGAAACAUGGGCAAACUCCAUCAAGGCCCUCAUGCGAAAGAACAAAAUUAUAGUGGAUGAAGCAGAGGCAGCUGAUGUUGAGCCUGUUUCUGGUGGCUCUCCCAGGCAAGUGGAGAAAUGUGCAAGCAGAUCAUCCUCUAGCAGAAUGCAAAGUGGACCGGCUCUCCCGGUUCAGGAGUCCAUCAAAAACCCAAGGAGAGACUCCAUUACUGAUAGCAAGCACCCCCCAGUGUUGUCUCAAAGCAAAGCUUUUCCUCUUACAAACCACGACGGCUUAGAUUCUAAAAAAGAAACUUCGUCAUGCCAUGGCUCUAUGCCUGUCAACCACACCAGGAAGUCCCUGUGCGCAAGGGAUGUACCUUUAAUUCAGAUUGAAACAGAUCAGAGAGAAGAGUGUGUUGGAGAACCUGAAUACAUCUCUCCCAAAAGCAGCCCCCUAGGGGAAGCAGAGGAGCAUUUGAAAGAUGAAAGAAUCCCAGAUGUGGUGAGGGGUGGAGACACUGCCGAGAGUGCCUGCCCAGAUCCCAGUGACAGCCUUGGUGCCAGAGAUGCGGCAGAGGCUGAAGUCUCAACAGAAGGCAGAGCCCCCGAUGAGUUUCCCAACCUUCCCAGCAGCAGUGGGGAGAGCACGGACAGCUGGUCCCAGCUCGCCAACGAGGAGGACAAUCAGGAUGACACUAGUAGCUUUCUUCAGCUCAGUGAGCGAUCCAUGAGCAACGGCAACAGUAGUGCCACUAGCAGUCUUGGCACUAUGGACCUGGACAUUUAUCAGGAAAGCAUGCCAUCUUCUCCCAUGAUUAAUGAAUUAGUAGAAGAAAAGGAGAUUCUUAAAGAACAGUCAGAAAACAUAGAGGGUGCCUCUGGAGUGCAGGCAGGAGCAGCCAGCCCCCAAGGGAGCCUGCUGGUGAUCAACUUUGACCUGGAGCCAGAGUGUCCUGAUGCUGAGCUUCGAGCCACUCUGCAGUGGAUAGCAGCCUCUGAACUUGGGAUCCCCACCAUCUACUUCAAGAAAUCUCAGGAAAACAGAAUCGAAAAGUUUCUAGAUGUCGUGAGGCUGGUUCAGCAGAAGUCCUGGAAAGUGGGAGAUAUCUUUCACGCAGUUGUUCAGUACUGCAAAAUGCAUGAGGAGCAGAAGGAGGCGACCUCAAGUCUCUUUGACUGGCUCUUGGAACUGGGAUAAGGCAGCUAUGCCCUUAGAGUCUUCUUUCCCUUUAUUCCAGCUUAGAUCACAGUGGUUUGCUCUAAAUGCUCUAGACCUUUUCCAAACAUCCCAUCACAUUAGCAGAGCUAUACAAAAUCUGCUGUUCAAGUCUGCUGCACAUGGAAUAAAUCUGAGGAAAAGCAAAAUAUACAUCUAUACAAUCAAUACAACCUGAGAGUGAGUCCAAAAAAAAGCUAGUGUUAGAACGACUGGGAAAACAGAAAUUUUAAUGGGCCCCAAACGACAAGCUUUUAAGUAGGCCCAAACUCCAGGAAGGCAGGACUUAAAUAUUUUUAAUAAUAUAAACUGAUACAUAAUGUCUCCAAGUAUGUGAAUCAACUAGAAACAAAGUCACUAGUCAAAAUAAGUUUGUAAACUAUGAUGUAACCUUUAUUUUACUUUUCUGAGGUGAUUAAGGGGCUAUCAGCCCAAGUCAACACUUGAGAUAUGGGUGAGAAAUUUCCAGAAUUUUGAUACAAAAGAUUUUCACUUUCAGAUCACUAUCAGUGGCUGCUAAGAGAAGUGCAAGCAUACUAUCGAUGUGCUCUGCCAAGGUGAUUUCAUUUAUUCUCGGCAACUCGCUGAUAAAUAUCCCACAUCUCCCCAACAAGGUCUGCAUCCCUGCUAACCCGAAAACUACUGGUGAUCGGCGGAGAGAGAGAAAGACUGCACAUUGUCUUGUCUCCAUCUCUGUAUUACUUGGGUACCAUGAUCACAGAAUUCUUACCAUAAGGGAAAACUUUCUUACCAAAAAUAAAAAAUAAAAACUUUUGAGAUAAAAUCUGUGUAUUAAAUUAUAUAAAAUAUAAACAUUCCUUUUAUUUUUAUUGUAAAUUAUGAAGAGAUUAUUACAGUAAAUAAUAUAUGAGUUAACUUAGAGGUUCAUACACAUGAGAGGAUUCAUGUCUUACGUCAUAUCUUGACGUUUGAGCUUAGUGAUUUCAUUAUGAAUGCAUCGGUCAGUACUGGUAUGGCCAACCUCCUACCUGGAUGACAUAGUGAUGGGCACAGGAUUUGUCAUAAACUGUUAGGACCAUAGACUCUUCCUGAUUCAAACACACUGGCAUUUAAAUUGACAAAAAGGAAACCUUAUCACACUGAAGUAUUUCAAUAAUGGGGGUUUACUCUUUUGAAAAAUCAAGGUAUCUAUCGUCUCUUUAAUGAAUCUUCUUUCCCUUCAACUAAAUGAGGUACGCUGGCUUUUACAUUCUUGCCCAGAGAAGGCGUUUAGUAAAGAUUUCCUUAAAGUCCAUGCUUGUACUCUAUUUUGAAAAAUUGUGAAGUAAUUUUAAUUGUGAACAAGCCCCCUCACCGUCAGUGUUGGACUUCUCUGUCGUCCGCAUCUUGGAAUGUCAGGAAAGCUUCCUUAUGAGCUGUGCCUCCCUCUUCGCACACCCGGAGGCCUCCCCAGAAUUCAUCAGGCAUCCGUCACAUUGGUAGCCCCGAUAGAGGAUAUGUGUUUAAUUUGUCAAAUUAACAAAACGUCAAAUUUUAAAAUGUUUCCAUUAUCUCAGACUGAAAGUUCGUUGUGCUACUGAAUGGAAAAGGAUAUAUUUAUUUUUUAAACGUCCCAGAAUAUUGUGUGGACUAUUUUGUGCUGGAAUGAAUGUUUACUUAUCCCACAAAGCACAAAUACAGGAUUGUUAUGUGAUAAAGUUAUACAUGUUGUACCUAAUGUUGCAAACUAAUCAAUAAACUUGUUGCUGAAUGUUG
This is a messenger RNA of Suricata suricatta (meerkat), 6951 nucleotides long. RefSeq names its product SPHK1 interactor, AKAP domain containing (gene SPHKAP). Gene Ontology annotation, molecular function: protein kinase A binding. The record is from RefSeq and is a predicted model, not a curated record. The coding region runs from base 103 to 5217 and encodes 1704 amino acids. NCBI's taxonomy places the organism in Eukaryota, Metazoa, Chordata, Mammalia, Carnivora, Herpestidae. Gene Ontology annotation, cellular component: cytoplasm. The transcript has 12 exons.